Molecule: messenger RNA, 2514 nt
Organism: Striga hermonthica
Lineage: Eukaryota; Viridiplantae; Streptophyta; Magnoliopsida; Lamiales; Orobanchaceae
Source: the annotation of a GenBank genome assembly
AUGCCCGGGAGCAGUGACGUAAACCCUAGCGCAACGUCUCUGUUCGCAUUCAAGCCUCGCCAAGUUAUCCUCUCACAGCAGCAGCAAAGACGCGUACCUAUGGCGAAGGCUAAGCCUGAAACCCCGUCCGAACUGAAGCCCGAGGACGAGUCUGUGCUGAUAUCCUCUGUCGCUCGAUGGCUUGAGAAUAAGGGAUUUUCCAAAGUUCUCAAACGCUUCCUCUCCGCAGCUCAAAUUGAGGACGACACUUGGAAGGCUAAGGCACUUGACUUGAAUGAGAUUUUCUCAAAGUAUCAGGAACUGUGUAAUAAUGCUCGGGAACAAGCGACGUCCCAGAAGAAGAUAGAAAAACAGACUGAUGGCACAUUAGAGAAAAAUGGGGAUGCGAAUUGUGUGGAUUCUGAGGAAGCUAUAAAUAAGAAAAAGAAGAAGAAAAAUGGUAAGGAGGAUGCUGCAGUUGCUGAGACAGGACGAACUUCCGGAGGUACAGUCAUCAAUGAAAAGAUAUAUGAAUCAAAUGAGUCUAAACCGUCUAAGGAAUCUGAUGGUGCGGAAGCUCUUGAAUCAACGGUGGAUCAAUCAACUAAGAAGCCCAAAGAUAAGAAGAAAAAGAAAAACAAGUCGAUCUCAGAAGCAUUAGAUGCUGAUGGAAAGCAAAUAGAUGUUUUGCCUGAGGUGUCUCAAUCAAACAAUCAAGGUUUAUCUAAGGGUUCUGCUGAAGAGGCACUUAAUGAAAAAACCACUACAAAUAAGAAAUCUAAAAAGAAAAAAGUUGAGGCUACAGAGAAUGGAGAUAAUGAACAUGAGAAGUCUACCAAGAAGAGAAAAAGGACGGAUCAUGUUGAAAAAGAAAACCAGUAUGGUGAUGAAGUGGCUGUUGAAGAAUCAAAGUCUAAAAAGUCAAAAGGUCUUGAAGCAGACAAAGAUCUUGACUCUGGAUCCAAUGGACAUGCUAAACAAACUGAUGAGAAUGCUAAUGGUGCCGUUAUUGGCAAUGGAGCGGAUAAAUCCAGUCAAAAAAAAUCUGCGAAGAAACAGUGGAACGGUUCCGCUGAGCCAAAAGCAGGGAAUGCAUUUCAAAGAGUGAAAAUUGAUGAGGUGGAAUUUGUUGAUGUAAGGCUUCAAGAUAACUCAUAUUGGGCCAAGGAUGGUGCAGAAACUGGUUAUGGUGCAAAAGCACAAGAAGUUUUGGGACAAGUCGAAGGAAGGCAAAGAGAGGAACAAGGGGAAAGUGAUUCAGUUGAAGAUGUAGACAGUGGUAUAGAAUCUAUUAAUGAUUCAGAAGAGACUGAGGAUGAUGGCGAGGAUGAAAUCGAUAAUAUGCCUGCCAAGGGUGAUAUUGUUCAAAAUAAGGCAAAAGAUGGUGUGGAACUGAGUGAAGAUGUUGGGACAGACGACGAUGAUACAGCAGUGAUGUCUGACAUGUCUGACACUGAUGAUGAAAGUGAUUUGAGAGUGAAUAAUCAGUCCCUUUCAGAGAGACCUAUGAUCUUAAGUAGCUUUGACAAUCAUUUGUCUCACAAAAUAUCCUCCUCAGAGAUUGACCAUUUAAUGAAAAGAAAAUGGAGGUACACAUGGAAAAUGCCUGCUCUUAACCUGUCAAGUUGCUACUGGAGAGGAACAGGAACAUGUGCAAUUAAGAAAAUUGGGGAGGCAGAAGUUGACAAAGAAAAAGAUUUUGAUUAUCUAUCUUCAAUAGAAAUCUUAAUCAUUGAUCAUGCAGAUGUCAUGCUAAUGCAGAAUUGGUCCCAUGUGAAUACUGUUGUUGAACAUAUGAAUAAACUGCCGUCUAAGCAACAUGGAACCGAUAUUAUGCGCAUAAGGCCAUGGUACCUGGAUGGACAAGCACGUUUCUAUCGGCAAACAAUAAUUUUGAGUUCUCAUGUAAAUCCAGAACUCAAUGCCCUUCUUAAUCAACAUUGCCUUAAUUACCAGGGAAAGGUCAAAUUGGAGUGCAAGUAUAAAGGUGUUCUUCCAAAAAUAUUAAUUCCAGUGCGACAGAUUUAUGAGCGUUUUGAUACUGAAUCUAUUGCCGAAGCUGAUGAUGCUCGACUUAAAUAUUUUUGUGAAAAGGUUUUCCCCAAGAUAAAAGAUUCUGUUCAGAAUGGUGUAAUGAUAUUCAUUAGUUCUUACUUUGAGUUUGUCCGACUCCGGAAUUAUUUGAAGUCACAAGCUGCUUCCGUCUGCUUGUUCGGAGAGUAUAUAAAACGAAACGAUAUAUCUCAUGUUCGGGGGCAGUUUUUCAGAGGGGAAAAGAAAAUUAUGCUUUAUACCGAGAGAGCCCAUUUCUACUACAGAUACAAGAUUCGUGGCGUGAAGAACUUAAUCAUCUAUUCCCUGCCCGAGAGAAAAGAAUUUUACCCUGAGAUUGUUAACUUGCUGGAAGAGACGGAGAGCAUGGAUUGCAGAGUCCUAUUUUCUCGUUUGGAUCAUCUUCGGCUGGAGAGAAUAGUUGGUUCUGCUGCUGCAAAACGGAUGGUUGACUCAGAGAAAUCCGUUUUUGUUUUCGCUUAG